AUGAACCAGUUCAAGACAAAACCAAUUAUGUCCAAGAAGAAUUCGACCCCAAUUUCUUGGACUCAAUUAAAUUCUCAGCUCCUUUCAAUCUAAAAUAUAGAUGAAAAUAACCACCAGAAAAUGAUUACAUUUUACACAACUAACCAUCAUGGCUGUAAUGAGCUUUUAUGGCUACUUUCAAGAAUUUGUUGUUGA
Messenger RNA from Paramecium octaurelia, 195 nucleotides. The record is from the annotation of a GenBank genome assembly. Lineage: Eukaryota; Ciliophora; Oligohymenophorea; Peniculida; Parameciidae.